AUGAUUCUCCUAUUCAGCCUCUUCCUCUUCACCUUCACUCUCGCUCAACAAUCUCCCCCUCAAGCUCAACCCAUUCCCCCAGCUCAAGGAUUUCAACCACAAAGGGUACUAUUCCAGGAGGAGGGGGCUGUGGCCCCUCCACAAGUAUUUUUUCAGGCCCAAUCGAGCAGCGCUGAUAACUUAGACCCGUGCCAGUACUUGUUGCAGAAUUUGACGAGUGUUGAGAACCUUCAACAGCACGAGUUUGCUUCCCUUGAGCAAUGUCUCUACUACUACUUGGCUGGCGAGACAGCGAAGAGAAUGAGAAAGUUCGGCAUCGCACACCCAAUCGCUGCCGUGCCACCAAAUUACAUCUCAAAGCAGCCCGUGAAAAUAAACUUCCAACAAUUGACUCUUCAACAUUUUGAGCUGAAUGAGUUCCUGAAAGAUGUGGCUAUUCAUGGAUAUAUGGAGAUCGGUUGGGAAGACGAUCGUUUAAUGUGGGAUCAAAGUAAAUGGAAGGUGGAUCAUCUCGAGAUUCAAAGUCUUUCUCACAUUUGGUUCCCCGUCUUUAUCGCUCAAAACUAUGAGACUGCCUUGAAAAACGGAGAUGCUUUUGAGAUGAGAAAAGUCGAGACAACGAAUAAAGGAAAUCUAUCAGCCACUCUAGCUUUCAGCCUUCGCUCUUUCUGCGAUGACUCGGACUUCCAAAACUAUCCUGAUGAUGUCUACAAGUGUUGCUUCAGCUUAGAACCACAUGUUCAUCAUGAUAUCAUCGAAUUCAGCACUUCGGGUCUCCCCAUUUUCACUGAUCCGAAAUACUUCAGAGAUUACGGAUGGAAACUCUCGGGAACCGUCCCAACUGUGCAACAAGAUCCUGCACAAGUUGCUCAACUAUCUUUCUGUAUAAAUCUCCAACGCUCGAGCUCGGCUGUUAGAAUUGAGCUGACCGUUCCAUUAAUGGUCACUUCUCUGGUUUUCCUUCUCUCACCAUUCCUUGGAAAGAUCAGAAUCCAAAUCUACGUGAAACUGUUGCUCUUGGGUCUGCAAUUCUUGACAUUCCAAUUGUUCUCGUCGAGAAUCGCUCCACAUCUUGGUUCAGCCUCCGCCACGCCUAAGCUUAUGCGUUUCCUGGAGUUCUCAGUGAUCAUGAACACUCUCUCGAUCACUGCCUCAAUUCUCGUCCAAUCCGUUUCGCGAAUCCGACGAGAGCUCCCACCAUGGGGAAAACUCAUUCAACUCUCGGCUAUUGUCAACAAAUUCCUAUGUGCUCUUCAAUCUCAUGCACCCGAAGAAGAGAUCGAAAUGGGCGAGAAGACCACUACAAACUAUCAAAAAGAUUGGCUGAACGCUUUCAUCGCCAUUCACACAAUCGCUAUGACAGCCAUCGGAGCGAUUUUCUUGAUCGGAUAUUUGAUCAUUUUG
Mesorhabditis belari is the source of this 1404-nucleotide messenger RNA. NCBI's taxonomy places the organism in Eukaryota, Metazoa, Nematoda, Chromadorea, Rhabditida, Rhabditidae. The record is from the annotation of a GenBank genome assembly.